Messenger RNA from Kwoniella botswanensis, 735 nucleotides. RefSeq names its product ribosomal protein S10. The record is from RefSeq and is a predicted model, not a curated record. NCBI's taxonomy places the organism in Eukaryota, Fungi, Basidiomycota, Tremellomycetes, Tremellales, Cryptococcaceae. Gene Ontology annotation, molecular function: structural constituent of ribosome. Bases 1 to 735 code for a protein of 244 amino acids. The transcript is spliced from 2 exons. Gene Ontology annotation, cellular component: mitochondrion; ribosome; small ribosomal subunit. Gene Ontology annotation, biological process: translation.
AUGGCUCUACCCUCCGCUCGUUCCGCUUUGGCAGCUUUUUCAAGACCUACCAUCUCGAAUGCUGUCGCAUCGUCUUCCCGGUACUUAACCACAACCACACCCCGACUCGCUUCACCACCAGCGACGACAUCAGACGAUGCUGAAACAGGAUUACCCGUACCAUUCCCCAAAAUCAACAAAUACCUCUCAUUUCCUCCAGUGACUCCUCACAAACCCACUCACGGUGUUCACGUAGCAACGCUUCAUCUCCAGUCGUAUCACCCAUACAACUUGGACCUCACCACACAGUUCGCAGUCCACGCAGCCCAUUCUCUGAAUAUCCCUACAACCCUGCCCGCCUUUUUACCCAGAGAAAGAAGUCUAUACACCGUAUUGAAAUCACCAUUUGUAAAGAAGAAGGCCCAGGAAAACUUCGAGCGCAGGACACACAAACGAGCUAUCAAAGUAUACGAUUCAAGCAAAGAAGCGGUCGAUCUAUGGUUAAGAUACCUACGUCAAAAUGGUUUGCCUGGCGUAGGGAUGAAAGCUUAUGUUCACGAAUAUGUGGAAUUAGGUUUUGGAAAGAAGGAGCAACAAGAGAGCGACAGCAACCAAGUCCUCAACGAGAAGAAAAUCCAAGAUGCUGCUCAAGAUCUGGUGAAAGCAUUAUCGAGUGAAGGCGAAGUGCAAGCUAUCCCAGCGGGAAAAGAUGCUGAACAAGCUGUAGACGAGGUGGUAAAAGAGGAAAAGAAAUAG